CCACCUGCCCGGGCUAACAGAUGUCGUCAGCUCUCCUGGAGGAGGGAUGAAAAUCCGAACUCCCGGUUAUGACUGACGCGAACUACUAAACUGGAUAUUUAUUUUUACCAAGGAUGUGCCGAACUAAAACCAACGGGUCGCACAUACUUGACUUUCUGUCACACUUUGGCGCCUUUAACCAUUUCUCGCACGCGGAGUAAACAGCGAGUUCGUAGGUGAAAGAGUUUUUUUUUCCUCUUCUCUUUUCCGGUGGAUUUGGAAUUAACUCCUUCCACGCUCGGCGGGGCGAGCAGGAACAUCACCGGGGAUGUAAUUGUGUUGACUCUUGCUUGGGAAAAGCGCAAAGGAAGGAUUAUAAGACCUGAGGUGGGUCUGAACCAAAGUUAUGAAAAUGACCGGAGCCAUGGAAUAUAACUUUAGGGCUGCCUUGAAGAAGCCGCCCUCCCUCCGGACGACAGAGGACCUGCAUAUUAUCUACUGCCACCUCUACCACAUGGAUGUCCUCUCCCACCUCAGGGAACAUCAGUUAAGGUCGAUGUGUACCUCAGCCAGGUACGAGAGGUACGAGGCUCACCACAUCCUGUUUUAUCCAGAAAGCAUCGCUACCUGCUGGUAUAUUCUGCUGUCAGGAUCCGUUUUUGUCAAGGGGCACAUGCACCUGGCCAGGUGCUGUUUUGGCAGGCAGCUGGGGGGCAGGCGCGGCUGUGAAUGCAUCACUUUGGAGCCCUCAGAAAUGAUUGUGGUGGAAAACGGCAGCGAGGGGGACGACAGCUUCCUGCUGAGAGAGAGGUCCGAAAGGCGUUCCAGACGGCGGUUUAGGAGGGUAAACCCCAAAGGAGAGCGGGUACUUAUCACAGAUGGACAAGAACCCGCUGGCUACAGCACGCUUCCUGCUGACCUCAAUAAGAUGCACCUAACAGACCACGCCCACCAGCAGGUGACACACAUGGCUCCCAGCCAAUCAGGAUGCAGCAUUACCAGCGAUUCAGGGUCCAGCAGCUUGUCGGAUAUUUACCAGUUCGUCUGCAUCGCCCAGGAGGACUACUGGCGUAUCCUAAACCAUGUGGAGAAGAACACACACAAGGUGGAGGAGGAGGGGGAGAUUGUCAUGGUGAAGGAGCACCGAGAGCUUGAUCGCAGCGGCACCAGGAAGGGGCACAUUGUCAUCAAGGGAACCCCAGAGCGCCUAAUCAUGCACCUGGUGGAAGAGCCGUCAGUGGUGGACCCAACCUACAUUGAGGACUUCCUGCUGACCUACAGGACCUUCCUGUCGAGUCCAAUGGAGGUUGGAAAGAAGCUGCUGGAGUGGUUCCAGGUGGACAGCCUCAGGGACACGGUAACCAGAAUAGUUCUGCUGUGGGUCAACAACCACUUCAAUGACUUUGAGGGUGACCCCGCCAUGACACAGUUCCUGGAGGAUUUUGAGAAACAUCUUGAAACUGCAAAAAUGAAGGGCCAUCUGAGGUUGCUGAACAUUGCGUGUGCAGCCAAGGCAAAGUGGAGACAGAUCACUCUGCAGAAAGCGACCAGGGAGUCACCACUCUACUUCAGCAUCAAAGGCGGCAGCGAAAGAGGGUUUGGCAUCUUUGUUGAAUCGGUGGAAGAAGGCAGCAAAGCUGCUGAUGUUGGGCUGAAGCGGGGAGAUCAGAUCAUGGAGGUCAACGGUCAGAACUUUGAGAACAUCUCCUUCAACAAAGCUGUGGACAUUUUGAGAAAUAAUACACACCUCUCCAUCACUGUGAAAACCAACAUUUUUGUCUUCAAAGAGCUCCUCAGCAGGAUCAUGCACGAAAAGAAGAACGGUGGUCCUCACAUCCCUAAGAUCCAAGAGAAAAAAGGCAACCGCUUCUCCAUACCCGACCUCCCUGGAGACAUGGAGUUCCCUACGGACCACAAGAGUACCCGGAAAAUGAAAGCCAACACCGUGUCGGGAGGACGGAACAAGAUCAGGAAGAUGCUGGAGAAGACGCGCUUCAGCAUUCUGCCACCUAAACCGUUCAGGGGCCUGUUUGGUGAUGGUGGCAUAGGUCAGUCUCAGGACGACAGCAUCGUAGGCACCAAGCAGUGUCGCCACAGUGUAGCCAUCAUGCCAAUUCCUGGAAACCUCUCAUCGAGCAGCCCGGACCUCCUGCAGCCGGCGAACAGUGUCCUUGACUUCUCUAAUCCCGCUGUCUUGGGACUGUACUACAUUCCAGAUCAGGUCAUCCGAGUGUUCAAAGCAGACCAGCAGAGCUGCUACAUCAUCAUCAGCAAGGACACUACAGCCAAGGACGUCGUCACCCACACCGUCAACGAGUUCGGCUUCCUCGCGCCACCCGAGACGUACUCUCUGUGUGAAGUUUCCGUCAGUCCAGAGGGGGUGAUCAAACAGCGGCGCCUCCCCGACCAGUUAUCCAAACUGGCAGAUCGGAUUCAGCUUAACGGCAGAUAUUACCUGAAGAACAACAUGGAGACAGAAACGUUGUGUUCGGACGAGGAUGCCCAGGAUCUCCUCAGAGAGAGUCAGAUCUCUCUGCUGCAGCUCAGCACUAUGGAGGUCGCCGCCCAGCUCUCAAUGAGAGACUUUGAACUCUUCAGGAACAUCGAGUCCACAGAGUAUGUGGAUGACUUGUUUAAAAUUGACUCCUCGGCUGGAUGUGGAAACCUUAAACAGUUUGAGGAGGUGAUAAACCAGGAAACUUUCUGGGUCGCCACGGAGAUCUUAAAGGAGCCCAACACCCUCAAGAGAAUGAAGACCAUCAAGCACUUCAUCAAGAUUGCCCUGCACUGCAGAGAGUGCAAAAACUUCAACUCCAUGUUUGCUAUUAUCAGCGGGCUGAACUUGGCACCGGUGGCUCGACUGCGGAGCUCGUGGGAGAAAUUGCCGAGUAAGUACGAGAAGCUCUUCGGGGACCUGCAGGACAUCUUCGACCCAUCCAGGAACAUGGCCAAGUAUCGCAACGUGCUGAGCAGCCAGAGCAUGCAGCCCCCCAUCAUCCCACUGUUCCCAGUGGUCAAGAAGGACCUCACCUUCCUACAUGAAGGCAACGACUCCAGCGUCGACGGCCUUGUGAACUUUGAGAAGCUGAGGAUGAUUGCUAAGGAGAUUAGACAUGUGGUGCGGAUGACCUCAGCCAACAUGGACCCCGCCCUCAUGUUCAGACAGAGGAAGAAGAGGUGGAAGAGUUUAGGGUCUUUAAGUCAAGGCAGCACCAACUCCAACAUCCUGGAUGUUCAAGGAGGAGCCCACAAGAAGCGAGUACGUCGCAGUUCGCUUCUGAACGCCAAGAAGCUGUACGAAGAUGCUCAGAUGGCCAGAAAGGUGAAACAAUACCUUUCUAACCUGAUGGUGGAGACGGACGAGGAGAAACACCAAAUCAUGUCCCUGCAGUGUGAGCCGUCUUAUAACACCUUGAGCAAAAACUUGGUGGAGAGACGAUCCAAUAAGUCAGACAUGUCUCCGGUGUCUCAGCGGUCGACCCUGCCUUUGGGGAAAGCUCAGAACCGGGUGUCCCAGGUCCUGCAGGUCCAGGUGCCACUGAACCCCCUACGAAAGAAGAGCACCGCCAAGGACAUCAGCGGUCCGAACUCAAAUUCUCCCCAGGUGGUGAAGAAACCUCCAGUGAGCUCAUCAGAUGAGUGGAGCACCAAAAGACCAUCUGAAGACACCAUCUCUACUGUCUCAUCCCUUCACUCCAGCCCUACAGUGUCACCUCAGGGCUCCCCACGCAAAGUAGGAGGUGCUGGAAAGUCCCAAAACUCCAGCCAGAUGAACUUAUCAGGAUCUUCAUCGUCACUCACCAGUGAUGCCAGCACAAAGACCGGCACGGUCAGCCUGCGCAGCUACGGCAUAGGUUGUGCCCUCCUCCCAGGCGGUAAAACGGACAACCUGUCCGACUCCAGCCACAGCGAGAUCUCCUCCCGCUCCAGCAUCUGCUCCGUGGACUCGGUCCCGACUCCUGGACCAGACGACAGAUGCACCAGGACCUCUACCUCCUCUGCUGCUUUUGCUUCCAAUCCUACUGCCGCCACAGCCGCCGAGGUAGCUGAGGGCACGGCGGCAUUAAACGCACACUUAACUGCUGAUUACAGCCAGCCCAGCACAAGCAGUUCGUCAGUGUUGGUUCGACCAGCGCGAGCCUGCGCCUUCACCUCCUCUCUCUCCACGGAGGAGCUGACCCCGGACCACAUCUCUUUGGACUCUGUGGCCGACAGCGGACGUGGCAGCUGGACGUCCUGCUCCUCCAACUCCCACGACUCCUUCCAGAGCCUCCCUGCCUCCUCCUGCCGACCGUGGGACCACGGUAUCCAUGGCCCCCCACUCUCUCUGCCUCAUACGCACCUGGGGGGAUUUAAGCACACGCAGCUGGCCCGCUCUAUAGCAGAGGUGGAGGUCCCCGGACCCGCGUGGGCCAGAGACGACACCGCCAAGCCGCAGCAUUCCAGAAACUCCAGCUCGGAUUUGAAUGAGCAGUUCCGGCAGAGCUGGGCUUCAUCCAACUCCCCGUCUGAUAACUUUGAGGGGAAUUAUGGAACCGUAAAGCGGCGAAACACUUCGGAGCACCCCUCCUCACCAGCCAACGAGGAAGGAGGGCAAAGCACAGACCCAGCCUACAAAACGGUGACAUCAAGCACAGAGAAGGGCCUAAUAGUGUACUGUGUCACCUCCCCCACCAAGGAUGAGCGUUACCGAGCUCCCCCUCCCACCCCUCCAGGCUACCAGGGUCUGGCUCUUGGGGAUCUUGGGCUCACAGAUGGAGUAGUUGGUGGGUUGGCGGGUCCUGUCCCCCGGCCGCCUCACAUCCGACCUCCAGACUACAGCGUGGCCCUGCAGAGGAGCAAACUCCUGCAGAGUCCUGGAGCGGCUGGUGGUCUGGCAGAGGCGCGGAGGCUUCACCUUCAACACCAAGAUGCUCGAGCAGCCGGCUCCACUCUGGGCCACUCCAGACCGCCCAGCGUCUGCCGCUUUCCCAAGGACCUGGCUGACAGUGAUGAUGAUGAACAAGUAUCAGCAGUGUAAAUUCACUCACUCACCCUCACACACCCGUGCAGAUCGAGUUGUGUCAAUGGGGCUUUGGACUGAACCCGCCCUCCUCCACAGCACAUUCUCCAGCUCCGCCCACUGACCCAUGGGUUCCGUGCAACCUCUCUCAUCACUCCUUUUAUGAGCUCCUCUCACAAAUCAAAGACUUUUACAGACUCGAGAACUUUUGAACAAAAGCAGAAAAAUUAUGGUGUGACCGAAUGACAUUGUAGAAGGACAGAGCAGCAACAACAAUGCCUCUCUGGAAGCAGACCACCAUUUACCUCCAUUUGUGCUCAAAGCUCACUUGUCUCAAAGUGUUUUUUACAGUGUAAAGUAUUGUACAUGUUGUUGCUUUUUGUUGUUAUUACAAUAUUUUUUUCUUUUUCUCAAGUUUUUUUUUGCGAUACUUUUGACAUGAGAACAACAAGGAAAAGCAAACAAACACGAGCUGUUUUUGGAACGUAGGGGAUCGUGAAUGUGAAGAUCUGAAGGGAAAAUCUCAGAAAGCCCAUUUUCCUUCUUCCUGAAGAAACGGAAAGCGUGUUUUUGCACUUAUUGGUUGCUUUACUUGACAUUUUUCAGCAUUUUUUUGCGCCUCGCACUCCUCCGCUCAGCUCUUUGAUACUUACUCGUUCUUUCUGAUGUGUGAGGUACUUUAGCAGCACGCCGCCUCCUGAUCGUUCUAUAAAAUAUGUAUAAUAACAUCUUUUAAUGAACUGAAGAACAAAUGGCGCACUGCUUCAUGUUGAGUAAAACACGUGUGGUGAUUUUAUUGCAGCCACUGUAAAAAAAAAUUUUUAAAUAGCAAUGCGUGGUCACGCAGUUGUGCAUGCACGUGGAAACACACACAUCAGAAGCUUCGUUUUGACGUGCACAAAACCAACAGACAGUGUUUACGGCUACAGAUUUUGUGUACUGUGUUUAUUAGCAGAUGUGUGUGAAAUUACAAGCUACAAGUUUAGUUAGGGUGAUGCAUAUCUGAACGUGCGAGAAACAGCACGGCACAUUUUUACACCUACGUCUUCAUUCCGUGUUUGUAGUAAAUUUUGUAAAAUAUAAAAAGAAUGUGCUUGAAAUUGUUUAUUUAAACUUGUACAUUGGUAUAGAUAUGUACGUAUUAGAAAGCUUCCCUUUUUGUCUCUAUGUAGGGGUGUAACUGGAACUUUGUUUGGUCUUGUGUUGCUUCUUGUAAAUUGUUCUUGCCACACAAAGACUUGAAAUGAUCAGUGCUAAUAUAUACGCAGCAGAUAUACAAAUCUAUAUUUUUUGCUGUUUCUUUGCCAUAAUUUAAAUGUAAACUGUACAAAUGAGCAAAGAGGGCUCUUUAUAGAGGCUAUUUUUUGAAUAUUUUGUUAAAAAUGAAAAAUCUAAGGUGGUGAUUUUCCCUGUUUUGUUGUUUCUGUUGUCGCUGCCUGAUUUUGGGCUUUAAUGGCUGCUUUGUUUUGGGAUGUGGAGCCCUGGUUGUGUGUGUUUCUGUUGUAGAAUGAUAUUUAGGACUCUUAGUUUACAGUUUUUCUCCUGAUGGCUUCUUCCUUCAUUCAAACCUAAAGCAAAAUGACUGAAAGGAGAUAUUUUACCAAAAUGUUAGUUUUUUAAUUAAUCAUUCAUUGUCAGAAACUGACAGCUUCUUUUAUUGCACAACUGUCUUCCUAAUAUCAGUAUUAAAGUUCUGUAUUUAGAUUUUAAAGCAGAACACACAACUUCAACCCCUUUUUUUAAUCUCACCCAGAAUUCAGAUGUGCUGAAAUGAUAGUUUAAAGGUGUGGAACAGCGAAAAACAAUUUUAAAAAUAUUAUAUCUGAAAAUAAUCAGUCACUCUGAGCUUUUCGUGCAGGCUGAACAUGAAAAUAGUCUCCCACACCCUAUCUCCAGCAUUAGCUUCUGAUAGAAAAUAGACGGUGAAACUCUAGGACUUAAAUGUGGCGAGUGAGCGGCACAAUAUGUACAAAGAGGUAUUCAGUCGGUCUGUGGCUUCCCGUUUUUCGCUUUGGUCUCACAUGUAUAGCCGUUGUAACUUAUGUCUUUUAGAAAGACAACAUGAUCUUUGCUUGUACGCUUUUAUGUAUUUUUUACAAGUGAUUGUAAAUAGUUGUUAUAUUUUUGUUUAAGAGAAUGUUUAAGAACAAAAGGAAUAAAUACAUUUUAUUUCUCUGAGUCUACUGAUAACAAAUUGGACAAUAAAUGAAAUGUUAAACUAAAAA
Molecule: messenger RNA, 7206 nt
Organism: Nothobranchius furzeri (turquoise killifish)
Lineage: Eukaryota; Metazoa; Chordata; Actinopteri; Cyprinodontiformes; Nothobranchiidae
Source: RefSeq, a predicted model, not a curated record